Hyaena hyaena (striped hyena) is the source of this 2965-nucleotide messenger RNA. RefSeq names its product zinc finger protein 2 (gene ZNF2). The record is from RefSeq and is a predicted model, not a curated record. Bases 122 to 2917 code for a protein of 931 amino acids. Gene Ontology annotation, biological process: negative regulation of transcription by RNA polymerase II. Gene Ontology annotation, molecular function: DNA-binding transcription repressor activity, RNA polymerase II-specific. The transcript has 10 exons. Lineage: Eukaryota; Metazoa; Chordata; Mammalia; Carnivora; Hyaenidae.
UGCGGGUGUUUGUCUUCGAGAUGCCGAGUGAGCGCAGCGGCGGAGAGAAGGGAACACUAAGAACUUGGGGGAGGUGCUGUGGGAAUGGAGCGGGGUGACGCGGGCGGAGCCAACCUGCGGAAUGUAUAUGUGUGUGUGGACGUCCCGGCUUGGAGAGGACUCUGCCCUUUUCUACCAAGAGAGCAUACAGGAGGGAAUGGCCGCUGGGUCUCCAACUGACAGAUGCCAGGAAUCAGUGACAUUCGAGGAUGUGGCUGUGAUAUUCACAGAUGAAGAGUGGAGGCAUCUAGCCCCUAUUCAGAGGGACCUCUACAAGGAGGUGAUGCUGGAAAACUAUAAGAGCAUUGUCUCAUUGGGACUUCCGGUUCCUCGACCUGAUGUCAUUUUUCAGUUGAAGAGAGGGGAUGAGCCUUGGAUAGUUGAUCUUCAUGGAUCUGAGGAGAGAGAAUGUCCAGAGAAGGUCUCUCUAGACCGGGAGACCAAGCCUGGGACUCAAGGUGCAUUGGAAGAGGAAGAAUCAAAAGGAACAGUGAGGGAAGGGCUUGGAAGAAAAGUUCCUCUGUGUCCUAAAUUUGAAGCACAUGCCCUGGAGGGUGAGUUAGCAACAGAGAAGAAAAGCCCCACAGUACAGAUCUGCAAGAAGUCCCUUUCACAGAAGGAAAAUUUGCAGCAAGGGUCUACCUCUCUCAAGAAAAUUCUCACUAAAGAGAGAGACCAGGAAUGCAGCAACUGUGGGAAGACCUUUUUUGACCACUCAUCCCUUAUCCGCCACCAGAGGACUCACACUGGAGAAAAGCCCUAUGACUGUCCCGAGUGCGGGAAAGCCUUCAGUCACAGAAGCAGCCUCAGCAGACAUCUGAUGUCUCACACGGGGGAGAGCCCCUACGAAUGCAACGCAUGUGGGAAGGCCUUUUUCGACAGGUCGUCGCUAACUGUCCAUCAGCGAAUUCAUACUGGAGAGAAGCCCUUUAAAUGCAGCGAGUGUGGAAAGGCCUUCUUUGACCGCUCGUCCCUUACUCGACACCAGAGAAUUCAUACUGGAGAAAGUCCUUAUGAAUGUACUCAGUGUGGGAAAGCCUUCAGCCAGAAAAGUAUUCUGACUCGACAUCAGCUCAUCCACACCGGCCGGAAGCCUUAUGAAUGUAACGAGUGUGGGAAAGCCUUCUAUGGCGUCUCAUCACUGAACAGACAUCAGAAGGCGCACACCGGAGAGCCUCGCUAUCAGUGCAGCGAGUGUGGGAAAGCUUUCUUUGACCGCUCAUCCCUCACUCAGCAUCAGAAGAUUCACACUGGAGACAAGCCCUACGAAUGCACCGAAUGUGGGAAAGCCUUUAGCCAGAGAUGCCGGCUUACGCGACAUCAGAGAGUGCACACAGGAGAGAAACCCUUCGAAUGCAGUGUGUGUGGGAAGGUGUUCAGUUCUAAAUCGUCAGUCAUUCAACAUCAACGGCGUUAUGCCAGACAAGGAAUCGACUGCGCCCUAUGGUCCUCGCGGCUAGUGGGGCCGCCGGGAGCCGGUUGGCGCCCAAGCUCUGCCAACUCUGGCCUGGGCCUUUUCCAAGAGGUCAUAGAAGAGGAGAGAAUGGCAGCUGUACCCCUAACAGCCAGAUGCCAGAAGUCACUCAAGUUUAAGGAUGUGGCUGUGAAGUUCUCAAAGGAUGAGUGGAAGCAGCUGGUCCCUACUCAGAGGGCUCUUUACAGGGAGGUGAUGCUGGAGAAUUAUCAAGGUUUUGUUUCUUUGGGACUUCUUGUUCCUAAACCUGAUGUGAUUUUCCAGUUGAAGAGAGGUGAAGAGCCGUGGAAACUUGAUUUUCAGGAAGACGAAGAAAGAGAAGUCCCAGGAAGUACUUUCUUAGUCCAGAAUGCUAGACUUGAGAGCUGGGACUCAACUCAAAGCCAGGAUAUAUCUAAGAAAGGAACGUUGCAAAAGACAUUAAUGAAAAAACUCGGAAAAGAUGGUCCUCUGGGUCCUGUAUUUGGCUCAGAAAACCUCAGGGGCACAAAGAGAGAACAUUUAUCAGGGGAGACUUGGAAGGAAUCCUCCUCCAAAGAGAAGAACUCCAGGAAAAGAUCCACUCCUGCCAAGAAAACCAACAGCAAGGGGAGAAACUUUGAAUGCGGCAUAUGCGGGAAGACCUUAUAUAACCACUUAUCCCUCACUCGCCAUCAAAGGACUCACACCGGAGAGAAGCCCUAUAACUGUAAAGAAUGUGGGAAAGCCUUCAGCUAUAGAAGUAGUCUUAAGAAACAUCUGAUGUCUCACACUGGGAAGAGCCCCUUUGAAUGCAACGAAUGUGGGAAAACUUUCUAUGACCGAUUAAGCCUUACUGAACAUCAGCGAACUCAUACCGGGGAGAAGCCCUUUACAUGUAACGAAUGUGGCAAGGCCUUCUUUGUCCGCUCCUCUUUUACUCGCCAUCAGAGAAUUCAUACCGGAGAAAGUCCAUAUGAGUGUACAGAAUGCGGGAAAUCCUUCAGCCAGAGAAGCAUCCUGGCUUGCCACAGGCUCACUCACACUGGAGAGCGGCCUUAUGAAUGCAAGGGCUGUGGCAAAGCCCUGUUUGACCGCUCCUCCCUCAUUCGCCACCGGAGGGCACACACUGGAGAGACUCCUUUUGAAUGUAAGGAGUGUGGGAAAGUUUUCUUUGACCGCUCGUCCCUUAACCAGCAUCAGAAAAUUCAUAGUGGAGACAAGCCCUAUAAAUGCACUGAAUGUGGGAAAGCCUUCCUCCAGAAAAGACGACUUACUCAGCAUCAGAGAGUGCACACUGGAGAGAAGCCCUACGAGUGCAGCGUGUGUGGGAAGGUGUUCAGCUGCAAGUCAUCCAUCAUCCAGCAUCAGCGACGCUAUGCCAGGCAGGCCUCAGGAUAUCAUAGAGGGGCUCCAGCCCGGCAAGGGGCCCCCAUAGAGACUUAAGCUGCUUGUAUUCAAGAUAAUGAAGGUUUGUGUUUGAGCACCUUCUAA